CGGGCGGGGCGGAACAGCCGCCGUAAAGCUGCGAUUCGACUGUCGUAAAAAGAGAAAAAAAAACAAAACGAAACCCCGUGGUGUUGUAAAAUGCCGUGAGGCGCGGCCGGCGGGGCCUGAGGGACAGAGCCUGGGCCCGGUCCCGCUCCAUAUGCCCCGAACCGCCCCGUCCCGCUCCAUGUGGGGCUGCUCCUCGUCCACAUCCUCCUCAUCCUUCUACUAUGGCCCGGAAAACAGUUAGCAGGAAGCGGAAAGCGGCGGCGGCUGCCGCCGCGGGGACCGGGGGACUCCAGGGGGAGCAGUACGGGUGGGAUCACUCUGUUCACAAAAGGAAAAGGCUCCCGCCGGUGAAAAGGUCUCUAGUAUACUACGUGAAAGGGAGAGAGGUCCGGAUGCAGAAUGAGUCCAGCUACCACCGCUUGUUGCAUGGAUACGCAGCCCAGCAGCUCCCCAGCCUCCUGAAAGAGAGGGAAUUUCACCUCGGAACACUCAAUAAAGUGUUUGCCUCCCAGUGGCUAAAUCACCGACAAGUGGUGUGCGGGACAAAAUGCAAUACGUUAUUUGUAGUAGAUGUCCAGACUGGUCAAAUUACCAAGAUUCCUAUCCUGAAGGAUCGUGAACCUGGCAUGGUGAACCAGCAGGGAUGUGGCAUUCAUGCCAUUGAGAUCAACCCCUCAAGGACCCUCCUGGCCACAGGUGGAGACAACCCCAACAGUCUUGCAAUUUAUCGUCUGCCUACACUUGAUCCUGUCUGUGUGGGAGAUGAUGGACACAAGGACUGGAUAUUUUCAAUUGCGUGGAUCAGUGAUACUAUGGCUGUUUCUGGUUCCCGGGAUGGUUCGAUGGGUCUCUGGGAAGUCACAGAGGAUGUGUUAUCCAAAAGUGAUGCCAGGCAUAAUCUCUCUCAAGUUCCUGUCUAUGCCCACAUAACACACAGUGCUCUGAAGGAUAUUCCUAAGGAGAACACCAAUCCUGACAAUUGCAAAGUCCGAGCAUUGGCUUUCAACAAUAAGAACAAGGAGUUGGGAGCUGUGUCCCUGGAUGGGUAUUUUCAUCUUUGGAAAGCAGAGCACACGCUAUCAAAGUUACUUUCCACAAAGUUGCCAUACUGCAGGGAGAACGUGUGUUUGGCAUAUGGUCAGGAGUGGUCAGUGUAUGCAGUAGGAUCACAGGCACAUGUCUCUUUUCUGGAUCCAAGGCAGCCCUCUCACAAUGUUAAAUCCGUCUGUUCCAAAGAACGAGGCAGUGGUAUCCGCUCGGUGAGCUUCUACGAGCACAUCAUCACUGUGGGGACAGGGCAAGGCUCCUUGUUAUUUUAUGAUAUCAGAGCCCAAAGGUUCCUGGAAGAAAAGCCCCCCCGUGCCUGCUAUGGACAGAAGCAGAAAUUAGGAGGAAGUGAAAUUUUGAAGUUGACAACCGGGAAAGGCUGGCUGAACCAUGAUGAAACUUGGAGGAAUUAUUUUUCUGACAUAAAUUACUUCCCAAAUGCUGUUUACACCCACUGCUACGACUCGUCUGGAACGAAACUGUUUGUGGCAGGAGGCCCUCUUCCAUCAGGACUUCAUGGGAAUUAUGCUGGUCUCUGGAGCUAAUGAUAACUCUUCGUUCUGAUGCUGAUCUUUACACAGAUUUCCACUUUUUCUUUUUUUAACAACAAAAUUGUGUGAUGUCAUUGAUUCCUGAUUUAAACACAAGUUAUUUUUUGGCAGAAUUUUCUGUUGGUCUCCAACAGUUUUGUACAUCUUUUUGAACUAGUUUUUUGCUUUAACCUCCUUGAUCCUUUAUAUGGAGGGGUUUUGAAGUCCUUUUUUAUUGUAUUUACUCCAAAUGACUCUUCCCCCUAUUUAGGCUGGCUUGGCCAUGUGUCCCCUCCUCUACUUUGCUGUGAGGUAGGAUUUCUUUCUUACAGAGUGGUUGCUCCUGAGCUUUCUGUGAAAGUCUUGGGGCUGCAUGUGUGCAGGUACUUUGUUGUCAGUUACAUUACCUGGAGUGAGGACUACUUGUAAUUAAAAACUAUUAAAAAUAUUUAUAAGAGAUAAGCUACUAGUUUAUCUGCAAAGCCUGGCCCUGGCCUGGGUUGAUCAUAUUUUUUAAAAGUACAAAUCUAAUGACACUGUUUUUACAUAGAGGGAUAUGGUAAUUUUAAGCUGUACUCACUGGAGCCCGGGAUGGAUGGAUUCCUUGGGGGGUAUUGCCCAUCAAAUCCAAAGUGCAGGAGUUUCUAAAAGUGCAUUUGUGUUCGAAUGGUAGUUUUCAGCAGUGCUAAGAGCAAAAAUUGGUCUGUUUCUUCACUGUCCGUCCCAGGUAUCAUCUUGCACAACUGGAGUUUGUAUAGACUGUUCUGCAGCAUGGCUGUUGCAGGGUGACAUUACAUUGAGGGCUGCAGAGAUGCUGAGAGGAAAUGGGGGCUAGUUAUUCAAAAUGAACUAAAUCUAUCUCUUCUCCAGAUGGUUUCUGAGUAUGCUGUUAGGGUAGCUUAUAAGCUCUUUAUAAACUGCCUAAAACCUUGGACUUUUUUUAUCCCAGGUUGUGGAAAUUUUUCCCCUUUUUGCUGUUCUGGUUGGCCAUCUGCUCAAAGAAGCCAAUGGAAUAAAUAAACUAUUUUUUUCCACCAA
Vidua chalybeata is the source of this 2615-nucleotide messenger RNA. It is a transcript of the gene DCAF12, whose product is annotated as DDB1 and CUL4 associated factor 12. Gene Ontology annotation, molecular function: protein binding. NCBI's taxonomy places the organism in Eukaryota, Metazoa, Chordata, Aves, Passeriformes, Viduidae. The transcript has 9 exons. Bases 222 to 1592 code for a protein of 456 amino acids. The record is from RefSeq and is a predicted model, not a curated record. Gene Ontology annotation, cellular component: Cul4-RING E3 ubiquitin ligase complex.